AGAAGUUACAACACARGACAAGAUGGGAAAACCAGGAUUUUCACCGCGAGGAGGGGGUAGAGGUGGAGGCAGAGGAGGAGGAUUUGGUGGAAGAGGUGGUCGUGGUGGAGGCAGAGGGGGUGGUCGUGGAGGAGGAMGAGGGGGGUUUGGAGGCAGAGGUGGACGUGGAGGAGGACGAGGUGGAAUGAAGGGAGGUGCCAAAGUGACAAUUGAACCACACAGACAUGAAGGAGUUUUUAUUGCAAGAGGUAAAGAAGAUGCUUUGAUAACCAAAAAUCUUGUACCUGGAGAAACAGUAUAUGGAGAAAAGAAGAUAUCUGUUGAUGGAGUAAAUGAAGGAGAAAAAAUAGAAUACAGAGUGUGGAAUCCCUUCCGAUCUAAACUUGCUGCAGCUAUUCUUGGUGGUGUUGAUAAGAUUCACAUGCCUCCAGGAAGUAAAGUACUUUAUCUGGGAGCAGCUUCUGGAACAACUGUUUCUCAUGUAUCUGACAUCGUUGGUCCUGAGGGACUAGUAUAUGCAGUUGAAUUCUCACACAGAUCUGGCAGAGAUCUUAUUAAUGUAGCAAAGAAAAGAACAAAUAUCAUUCCAAUAAUUGAAGAUGCUCGACAUCCUCACAAGUACAGAAUGUUAGUUGGUAUGGUGGACACAAUAUUUGCAGAUGUAGCACAGCCAGACCAAACCCGUAUCGUUGCAAUCAAUGCACACAUGUUUCUUAAAAAUGGAGGGCACUUUGUAAUAUCAAUCAAGGCAAACUGUAUUGAUUCAACUGCACAACCAGCAGCAGUAUUUGCAGGAGAAGUAAAAAAGAUGCAAGGAGAAAAAAUGAAACCACAAGAACAGUUAACUCUUGAACCAUAUGAAAGAGACCAUGCUGUUGUUGUGGGUGUUUACAGGGCUCCUCCCAAGAAGACAUAAAUUUACCCAAACACAUACUCACUGCUGUAUUUUCUGAUAUCUUGUUAGUGUAUUUUAUUUGAAUAUUGUGUUUUAGUCAAAAAAAUWAAAAUGAAUAAAAUCAAAGAUUUGAAGUGCCUAUAAGCCUUA
This is a messenger RNA of Actinia tenebrosa (Australian red waratah sea anemone), 1045 nucleotides long. RefSeq names its product rRNA 2'-O-methyltransferase fibrillarin. Gene Ontology annotation, molecular function: histone H2AQ104 methyltransferase activity; rRNA methyltransferase activity; RNA binding. The record is from RefSeq and is a predicted model, not a curated record. NCBI's taxonomy places the organism in Eukaryota, Metazoa, Cnidaria, Anthozoa, Actiniaria, Actiniidae. Gene Ontology annotation, biological process: rRNA methylation; box C/D sno(s)RNA 3'-end processing. Gene Ontology annotation, cellular component: Cajal body; box C/D methylation guide snoRNP complex; nucleolus.